Messenger RNA from Salvia splendens (bonfire salvia), 2361 nucleotides. RefSeq names its product 50S ribosomal subunit assembly factor BipA. The record is from RefSeq and is a predicted model, not a curated record. Gene Ontology annotation, molecular function: GTP binding; GTPase activity. Bases 67 to 2097 code for a protein of 676 amino acids. Gene Ontology annotation, cellular component: cytosol; ribonucleoprotein complex. NCBI's taxonomy places the organism in Eukaryota, Viridiplantae, Streptophyta, Magnoliopsida, Lamiales, Lamiaceae. The transcript has 19 exons.
UCUUAAACCCUACAAAAAGAGUUCACCUCAGCUGAAGCAGCAGCAGCUAUUUCUCCUCCGCAAGAAAUGGUGGGUCCUCUGCUCCGCUCGCUGUGCUCCGCCGCCGCCAGAAAAUCACUAUCUUCCUCCUCCUACUCUGCCAAUUAUCGAAAGCCCUAUGUGUUUUCACUCGCUUCGGGUCUCGCAAGGCCAUUCUCUUCGUCCACCGGCGCUGCCACAUUUCCGUCGACCGCCAACGAUCACGCAACCGUUGUUGACCCCAGCCGCCUCCGCAAUGUCGCCGUAAUAGCUCACGUCGAUCACGGGAAGACCACGCUCAUGGAUCGGCUCCUCCGCCAGUGCGGCGCCGAUAUCCCGCACGAGCGAGCUCUUGAUUCGAUCAGCCUCGAGCGCGAGCGUGGCAUAACCAUCUCCUCCAAGGUAACAUCUAUUUCGUGGAAAGAGAAUGAGCUGAACAUGGUUGACACACCUGGACAUGCAGAUUUUGGAGGUGAAGUUGAGCGGGUCAUGGGCAUGGUUGAAGGAGCAGUUUUAGUUGUUGAUGCUGGCGAAGGUCCCUUGGCACAGACAAAGUUUGUCCUUGCAAAGGCCUUGAAAUAUGGUAUACGGCCUCUGCUUCUUCUGAACAAAGUAGACCGACCUUCAGUUACUGAAGAAAGGUGUAGUGAGGUCGAGAGCCUGGUGUUCGAUCUUUUUGACAAUCUUGGUGCCACAGAGGAGCAGUUAGAAUUUCCUGUUCUUUAUGCUUCUGCAAAGGAAGGAUGGGCCUCAUCCACUUAUACAAAGAAUCCCCCUGAGGAUGCUAGGAAUAUGUCCGACUUGCUUAAUGCAAUCAUAAGUCACGUUCGUCCGCCAACUGCUACACUUGAUGCACCUUUUCAGAUGCUGGUCUCUAUGAUGGAAAAAGAUAAUUAUGUUGGCCGAAUUCUAACUGGUCGUAUUUAUUCUGGAAUCCUCCAAGUUGGUGAUAGAGUGCAUGGAAUUCACGCUACAGAUUCUGGGACUGCCAAAACUGAAGAAGGGAAGGUUGUGAAGCUGAUGAAAAAAAAGGGAACCAGUAUUGUUUCAGUUGAUAGUGCCGGUGCUGGUGAUAUAGUGUCGAUGGCUGGGUUAACCAGUCCAGUGAUUGGGCACACAAUAGCAAAUGUUGGGGUCAUGACUGCUCUACCUACUGUUGAUCUUGACCCCCCAACUAUUUCCAUGACUUUUGGCGUGAAUGAUUCACCAUUGGCUGGUCGAGAUGGAACUUUUUUGACCGGAAAGCAAAUUGGUGAUCGUCUGAUGGCUGAAUCCGAGAGGAAUCUUGCACUAAAUGUUCUUCCUGGUUUGUCAGACUCUUAUGAAGUUCAAGGGAGGGGAGAACUUCAGUUGGGUAUCUUGAUUGAGAACAUGAGGCGUGAAAAUUUUGAGUUGUCUGUAUCACCUCCCAAAGUCAUGUAUAAAAUUGAGAAAGGACAAAAACUGGAGCCAAUUGAAGAAGUGACUGUAGAGGUGAAUGAAGAGCAUGUAGGUUUAGUCAUGGAAGCUCUUUCUCACAGGCGAGGAGAAAUUACAGACAUGGGUCCAGUCCCUGGCAGUGUUGGUAGGACUAGAGUUUGUUUGACUUGUCCUUCUAGGGGCUUAGUUGGUUAUAGAAGUGUCUUUAACAGCGAUACACGUGGCACUGGAUUCAUGCACCGCGCAUUCUUGUCCUAUGAGAAAUAUCGAGGUCCUCUCGGAAACGUCAGAAAAGGAGUACUGGUUUCAAUGGGAUAUGGGACUAUCACAUCUUAUGCUUUGAUGAGUUUAGAACCACGUGGAAUACUUUUUGUCAAACCCGGAAUGGAGGCUUAUGAUGGCAUGAUUAUUGGUGAACAUUCACGAGAUACUGAUCUUGAUGUUAAUCCAGUGCGAAGUAAGGAGCUAACAAAUAUCCGUGCUGCAUCCAAAGACGAGAAUGUGAAACUAACCCCUCCUCGCCUUAUGUCUCUCGAAGAAGCGAUAGGGUAUGUUGCAUCUGAUGAGCUCAUUGAGGUUACACCAAAUGCUAUUCGGUUAAGGAAGAGAUACCUGGAUGUUAACAAGCGAAAAACAAUGAGUAAAAGGCCGAAGGAUUGAUUUUCUACCCAAAGACGUAUAAUUUUGUGAGUUGAAAUAAUUAUUCUACACUCCAACAUAGCCGCAGUUGAGGUAAAGAUGUAUCAUAUAUUUGAUGGAGUUUAUAUGCAAUAAGAUAUAUACAGAACUCCAACAUCCUACUUUGUUUAUACACUGUUGAGAGUUUUACAAUUUGCUACACACACAGUUUUUAGGAUUCUUGAACUGCAUUGAUAAUCUGAAUUGAAUUUUCACCAGAGAUUAAAAAAUUUACUUCUAUUUAAA